CAGCUGAAUGAAGGGUGUGAACACGGCGAGUGCUGGUGGACUGCGACGGCAAUGGAGCCGGCUGAGCUGGAAACCAGUGAGCUCAUUUUGGCUGCAUGGAGGGCGGGGCUCCCAGCAUCAUCAUCACCACCAGCCAUCACUGCUUCAUUGUACGGGGUGCUGCUGAUGCUGAGAUCAUAGCGGAGGUGGCGAUUUUUUUCUCCCCCCCCUUUUACCCCCCGAAAGAGGAACAUGUCAUGGACACGGUUUCACACAAAUUAGGAGUCCACACACGAUGAUUGCGAGCCCUUUUGUCUGAGAGGAGAAUGAGGAAGAGGAGGACCUGGAAAAUUUUGGGAGCGCCUUGGAAAGUUUUCGUGAAGUCUCAAUGAAAGCAUCAGAAGAGCCUCACUAGUAUUCGACUCAAUGGCCAAGAAAGGGCGUACGAAGGGCGAGAAGCCCGAAGCGCUCAUCUCUGCCCUGCAGGCAGCCAAUGAAGAUCUCAGGUCCAAACUGACUGACAUUCAGAUAGAGCUACACCAAGAAAAAUGCAAGGUGAGCAAGCUGGAACGCGACAAGGUGCAGGAGGUGAAGCGGGUGCGAGAGCAGGAGCAGCACCGUCACACUGCCAUGUUAACCGAGCAACGGGCCAAGUGGCAUGAGGAAAAGCAAAAGGAGCUCCAGGCCCUCAGGGAAAACCUGACAAGGCAGCAUGAGCAGGAGCUGGCCCGCCAUGCCAAAAUCAAAGACCAGGAGAACCAGAGGCUCAAAGCUGCAUUGAGCGCCAUUCGCGAUGGCAGCGGAGAGAAGGUGCGCACUGCACUGACCCUGGAAGCCAAAGAGGAGGCCCGACGCUUCUUUGAUCAGGAGAGGGUGAAGCUUUUGCAGGAGAUAAAUGAGCUAAAGGCCUCUAAGAAGCAGACCGACGAGGCUCUCAGCAACAUGAUCCAGGCUGACAAGAUGAAGGCUGGCGACCUGCGGGUGGAGCACCAGCAGCACCAGGAGCAGAUCUCUAAGAUUAAGUGGGAUUGUGAGAGGGACAUCCGCAGACUGGUGGAUGAAAUCAAGUCUAAAGACCGCACCAUCUUUGCUCUGGAGAAGGAACUGGAGUCAACGACUGGCUUCUUACAGAAGCUGCAGCUUCAGAAGGACGCCUUGGAUGAACAACUGUUCCUUGUCAAGGAGGCAGAGUGCGGUCUGGGAAGCCCAAAGAGAGAGAUUCCAGGCAGAGCUGGAGAUGGAGCUGAGCACUGUGGUAGUCCAGAUAUGAGGAGAAACCAGAGGCGCAUUGCUGAGCUCAACUCGACUAUACGCAAAUUAGAAGAUCGGAACUCACUGCUGGUUGAUGAGAGGAAUGAACUGCUGAAACGCGUUCGAGAGUCGGAGAAGCAAUGUAAGCCUCUGCUGGACAAGAACAAACUGCUGAGUAAGAGGAAUGAUGAUCUUACUCAGACUAUGCAGAAGCUGGAGGAGAAACUCAAGAGCCUGACCAAGGAGAACCUCGAGAUGAAGGAGAAGAUCAGCUCCCAUCCUCCAAUGAAGAAGCCGAAGUCUUUGAAUGACCUGGACCAAGCACACGAUGACCAGGAAAUAGCCUUUCUCAAGCUUCAAGUCCUGGAGCAACAAAGCAUAAUAGAUGAACUGACAAGAGACCGAGAAAAACUACUUAGGAAGAAAAGGCAUAAAAGAAGUUCAAGGCCAAUAAAGAGGCCCAUCGUAGUAGACACCUACUUUGGUUAUGAUGAAGAGUCUAUGGACUCGGAGACGUCCUCGGUGGCUUCGUUCCGGAUGGACAGAACUCCUGCUACUCCUGAUGAAGACAUGGAAGUGGGUCUAUCCAAUGAAGAGUCGGAGCUGCGUUUCCGUCAGCUGACCAGGGAGUAUCAGGCCUUGCAGCGAGCCUAUGCCCUACUGCAAGAACAGAAAGGAGGCAUUCUGGACGCUGAGAUGGAAGCAAAGGCUCAUGAGCAGCUCCAAGCUGACGUUCUCAGGUAUAAAGCCAAAAUAGAGGAUUUGGAGAAGGAACUGACCCUGAAGGGACAGGACUCCAAAUGGGUGGAGGAGAAGCAGCUCUUCUUACGAAGAAACCAGGAGCUUUUAGAAAAGGUGGAAAAGGUGGAGUCAGAAUGCAGUCAGCUGCAACAGGAGCUACAGGACUCCAAAGACCAGAAUGAACUGUUAGAGUUUAGGAUCUUGGAGUUAGAGGAGCGUGAGAGGAGGUCCCCACCAUUCAACCACCUAAGGAUGCAUCCCUUCUCUGAGGGCGUUAGUGCACUGCAAAUCUACUGUAUGAAGGAGGGGGUCAAGGACGUGUGCAUCCCAGAUCUCAUCAAACUUCUAGACAUCCUGGGAGACAAUGGGAACUUAAGAAAUGAAGAGCAAGUGGCCAUCAUUCAGGCUAGCACUGUUUUGUCACUAGCAGAAAAGUGGAUUCAGCAGAUUGAGGGCACCGAGGCAGCCCUGCACCAGAAGAUGAUGGACCUGGAGAUAGAGAUGGAGAUGUUCUGUAAACAGAAGGGAUAUCUAGAAGAGGAGCUGGACUACAGAAAACAGGCCUUGGACCAGGCCUACAUGCAAAUCCAGGAGUUGGAAGCAACGUUAUACAACGCCCUGCAGCAGGACAAGGUAAUAAAAUACGGUGAGCCUCUGGAUGAGCUCCAGAGGGACGAGCUGCGGACGGCAGUGGAGAAGCUGAGGAGGCAGAUGCUGAGGAAGAGUCGAGAGUACGACUGCCAGAUCCUCCAGGAGAGGAUGGAACUGCUGCACCAGGCGCACCAGAGAAUUCGUGACCUUGAAGACAAGACAGAGAUCCAGAGGAGGCAGAUUAAAGACCUGGAGGAAAAAGUGGUGUGUCAACUUGAAGAUCUUGUUUGUGACUACAGUGUUAUUUAUUUUCUGGGCAGGUGUGGAACAGUCUGUGUGGCAGUGGCCUCUAGUGUAAUAUCAGUGACUGCUGUUGGUAUAGGUGGAUGUGUCGUGUGUUGGCCAUGGACGUUCACACUUUGGAUUUGAUCUUUUUUUGUUUUUUUUUUAACCAUGGCAGUGGAGUUCUUAGGAUGCUGUUCAUGAUGACAUUUUUUCAGAGCUGGACAUUAAAGGACUCUCCCAACAGACUGGGAGAACAACAGAGAGACUGUAGAUGCAAACACACACCCACACACACCCACGCUUAGAGUUUAUGGACACGUGUGCAUGCAGAUGCAGACACGCAUGUACACACACAUGCUUUGACAAAUCCAAACCAAAGCCUGGAAAAUAUUCUCUCUGCUAUGCAGGGUAAUAUCAUUCACCACCAUUUAGCCACAGUGGGAAUAUAACAGACAGAAAAAGUCAUAGACAGAUAAACCGCCAGGCCACAACCUCUAUAUUUUUUCUCUUCUUUCCUUUCCAAACCUGAAAGGACGUUCUCCAUGAAUGCAACGUAUUGGUGACUAGAAGCGAGCAAACUCAGGGCCCAUGAGUGCAGAGGCCGUUUCAGGUCAGAUAAUAAUCAUGAAGACUUGGGACAUGGUGUGUCACCAGCUGGCUUGCCCUCUUUCUUCCCAGAAUGGUGCUUACACAAGACUGCUUGGACUCUCCAGAGGUUACGCCUGGACAAGAACAGAACUGCACGGCAGAGACUGGUGUGUACAGACACUAAAGGGGGAUACAGGACACUCAGGUUGACACAUCUUCACCGGAUGCACAUGAGUGAAGACUGAUUUAAAAAGAAAGACAAGAUUAGGAGAGACGUGACACUCUUAUCCGGCACCACUCAACCUGGAUCACCACAAAAACCAACGGAUUGUCAAACUGCUUCUUGAUUUGUCUUAAAAACCAGCAGACUGCAAGAGCUUUACUCACUGGUUAUCUUUUGUUCUCCUUCCUUUUUUACAGCUCCUACCACUCAGAUACUGU
This is a messenger RNA of Scatophagus argus, 3876 nucleotides long. It is a transcript of the gene jakmip2, whose product is annotated as janus kinase and microtubule interacting protein 2. The record is from RefSeq and is a predicted model, not a curated record. NCBI's taxonomy places the organism in Eukaryota, Metazoa, Chordata, Actinopteri, Scatophagidae. The transcript is spliced from 23 exons. Bases 406 to 2991 code for a protein of 861 amino acids. Gene Ontology annotation, molecular function: kinase binding; microtubule binding.